Molecule: messenger RNA, 282 nt
Organism: Cylicocyclus nassatus
Lineage: Eukaryota; Metazoa; Nematoda; Chromadorea; Rhabditida; Strongylidae
Source: the annotation of a GenBank genome assembly
UAUGUUUAUAUUUGUCACCUUCAAUCGAAUUUAUCUCAGUGUAUCCUGAGGAAACCAUUACGUUUCUCUCUUGCUAAUGAUGAUUCUCGCAACGAAGAUGUAUUGCAAGCCGAAAAAGGAGUCAUGCAAAGCGCAUCGUUUUUACUGCAAACAGCCGUCAUCGUUGUUGUUCUAUUUAUAUUUUCACUUACUGGUCAUUCUUUCCUCCUACUGCAGGUGUCAUUUUACUUGAUAAUUUGCAUUGUUGUCAUUUGUUUUUGGGAGACUUCUCAAGUAUAUAGG